Molecule: messenger RNA, 3826 nt
Organism: Panicum virgatum (switchgrass)
Lineage: Eukaryota; Viridiplantae; Streptophyta; Magnoliopsida; Poales; Poaceae
Exons: 4
Coding region: 1922-3634 (570 amino acids)
Source: RefSeq, a predicted model, not a curated record
CCAAUCAGGCAACCUCAGUGUCACCAGUCUGUCCGGCGGCCGACCCUCUCCGGCGUGCAUCUCCGGCGGCAACUUGCUGUGGACCGCUCAGGCGGGCAGCUACGUCGGCAGCUCCGGCUGGAUGCGGUUGCUGGCAGCCUAGCGUGCGAUGCAGGUAGCGGUGGACCGCUCCGGCGGGCAGCUCCGGCAGGAUGCGGUGGCGGGCAGCCUAGCGGCCCGGCUCCAGCGCCUCUGUCAGCCCCUACCCCGGCUCCGACGGCUUGCGGCCCCAAAUCUGCCACCUACUGCAUGCCUGCGGUUGCUUAGAGAUGGACAGGACUUGGAUUCAUGCUACUCGGUUCAGCGAUGCCUUCAGCAAUGGCGUUGAUCAGUUUAUGUCUUUUGUUCAAGAUAGGUUCAGUGAGAAUGAUGCUAUACUUUGCCCAUGGCGCAAUUGUCUGAACCAGUCUUCACGGAGUCAGAAAGAUGUGCAUGACCAUAUCUAUGUUUUUGGGAUGUCAACUACGUAUACUCGGUGGGUGCACCAUGGUGAAGCUUUUGAUGUUGAGAUAAUGGAAUAUGCAGGGGAUGCAAAUGAACCUGAUGAUCUAGGUAAUGUUGUGGAUGUGGACGAGCUCGGCAAUGAGAAUGACGGCACGGCAGAGAUGCUUGAAGACCUAUACACAACUGUAGAAGAAGAUGGAGGAAAGCCAAUGUUUGUGAAAGUUCUUGAAGAUGCAAAACAUGCUCUGAGCCCAGGUUUAGUUCAUUUAGGUUCUCUUUUCUAGUUAGAAUGCUACAUAUCAAGUCAUUCUACAGGAUAAGCAACACAGCUUUCAGUGCACUAUUGAAGUUAUUGUCAGAAUCAUUCCCUAACUGUGUUCUUCCAGAUUCAUAUGAGAAAAGCAAAGAAGUAUCUCAAAGAACUGGGCCUUGGAUAUGAGUUAAUCCAUGUUUGUGAGAAUAAUUGUGUGUUGUUUCGGAACGAUUUUGCCAAACUUUACAACUGCCCGAAAUGCAAGGAAUCUAGGUGGGUAGAUGGAGAUGGUCUCAAACAGGUUCCUAAAAAGGUUUUGAGAUAUUUUCCUAUUAUACCCAGGCUGAAGAGGAUGUUUGCAAAUAAAGCAACAUCUGAGGAGACCCGGUGGCACAAGGAUAAGCGGUUUCAGUGGAAAAUGAAAUGAGCCAUCCAGUGGAUGGAGAAGCCUGGAAACACUUUGAUAAAGUGUAUCCAAGCUUUGCUGGAGAUGCAAGAAACUUGAGGCUUGGUUUAGCUACAGAUGGUUUCAAUCCUUUCGGGAACAUGAACACAACAUAUAGCAUGUGGCCUGUACUUGUCAAGGUAUAUAAUCUACCUCCAUGGUCAUGCACUGACUCAUCCAACUGCAUCAUGGCAUUGCUCAUCCCAGGACCAAAGUCUCCAGGCAAAGACUUUGACAUAUUCUUAGAACCUCUCAUUGAGGAUUUGUUAAAACUCUGGGAGGGUGUCAGAACUUAUGAUGCAUUCACUGGUUCAAAAUUUGACCUUCGCGUUGCAGUACUAUAGUGCAUUCAUGAUUAUCCAGCUUUGGGUGUCUUGUCAGGCAGAAUUACUAAAGGUUACUAUGCAUGUAUUUAUUGCAACAGAGAUCCAUUGUCAAAGAGUUUAAGGAACAAGAUAUGUUACAUUGGUAACCGUCGCUACCUUCCAAAAAAUCACAAGUGGCGAAGAAGCUUGACCUUUGAUGGACACCAUGAAUACAAGGGUGAGCCACAGAAGUUGAGUUUGGAGGAGACAUUGGAGUGUCUAGAGAAGGUAAAAGAUAUUACUCCUGGUAAGCCUGAUGGUAGCAAGAAAAGGAAGUGUGGACAGAAGGACCAUAAGCCAAAAUUGUUUAGCCGAAAGUCUGCUCUUUGGAAACUGCCAUAUUGGCAACACUUGAAGCUGCCACAUAAUCUUGACAUGAUGCAUAUAGAGAAGAACAUAUGUGAUGCCCUUCUUGGGAUAAUACUCCGUCUUGAGGGCAAGAAUAAGGAUACAGUUAAUGCAAGACUUGAUUUGCAGGAUAUGGGCAUAAGACAUGAAUUGCAUUUAGAACAAGAUGAUGAAAAUUCAGUUUCCAUUCCAGCAGCAUGGUAUGCCAUGGAUAAAGAAGAAAGGGCUGCAUUUUGUGGAUUUCUAAGGAGCAUUCGUUUUCCAUAUGGAUACGCUUCCAUCCUGACAAGAUGCAUAAGUGCAGAUGGUUCCAAGGUGCAGGGCCUCAAAACCCUUGAUUGCCACAUCAUGCUCGAAAGAAUUUUACCCGUCGGUCUCCGGGGACUAGUGCACAAGGACAUAUAUGAAGCAGUUGUUGAGUUGGGAAAUUUUUUUCGUGAGCAUUUCUGUAGAAAACUAAAGGUUGAUGUAAUCAAACGUCUCAAAGCUGAAAUCCCUCUGAUCCUGUGCAAGCUAGAGAAAAUAUUUCCUCCUGCCUUUUUUGAUAUGAUGGUCCACUUGGCUAUCCACCUUCCUGAUGAAGCACUAUUAAGAGGUCCUGUGCAAUAUGGAUGGAUGUACCCUAUGGAACACCAAAUGGGCACUUUGAAAGGGAAUGUGAGGAAUAGGGCUAGACCUGAAGGAUCCAUCGCUGAGGCGUACAUAGCUAAUGAGGCAUUGACCUUUUGUUCAAGGUACAUGGAAGAUGUUGUCACUAGAUUUAAUCGGGAUGAUGACAAAUUGGAGGGAGCAUCAGAUGGUGACCUGUCCAUCUUCCAGCAUGGUGUUAAGCUCUUGGGAGCCAAUAGGCAGAUAUACCUUGAAGACAAAGAAUUUGACAAGCUAUGUUGGUAUGUGCUAAACAACUGUGAUGAGGUAGAGCCAUAUUUAAGUGAGUUUAGAGAAGAGUUAGAGAAAGAAGGUGGCCAUGAUGUUGACAAUAGGUUGGAGAAGGAAUUUCCUGCUUGGUUUAGGAGUCAUAUCAAGAUGCUGUGGAAAGACAAUCGUGAAGAGGUUAGUGAAGGGCUAUAUGCAUUAUCAUGUCGUCCUGAUCUUAGAGUGAGAUUGUGGGCAUCAUGCAGUGUCAAUGGUGUUCGGUACAACACUACUGACCGUGAAAGACAUAGGCAGACACAAAAUAGUGGUGUGCUGGUGGAUGGAACACAUAAUGGAGUGCCGACGGAAUUUUAUGGUCAGCUCAAAGAGAUAGUUGAGCUGAGCUAUAACUCUGAUUUGGAAUUCAUUCGAACCGUUGUACUUUUUCGGUGUGAGUGGUUCAGUCAAGAUGGCAAAGCUAGAACCAUUAGAGAUGAUGGUCAUUUCAGAUCAAUCAAUAUUGAGAGGUUUUGGUACAAGUCAGAUUCAUUCAUAUUAGCAACUCAGUCGAGAAAGGUAUUCUAUGUGCAGGAUACACUACAUGGGGAAAACUGGCGUGUUGUCCAAAAGUUUGAGCAUAGGAGCAUGUAUGAUGUCAAUGAAAAAGAAUUGACUACCGUUCACCAAGAUGAGACUGGAUCUGAUAAUGAAUUUGGGGUGCAAGAUGAUGUCAAUGAUGUCUUAGAUGAGCCUGCACCAGUCCACCAACGUUUAAAUGGAGAAAAAACUACUGUUGGUGGUAACUUACAGGUGCUCAUCAAUUCAAGGGAAGAAGAACUUUCAGAAAACAGGACUCUGAAGGUUGUGAAGAUGACACUAUCUUAGAGUACUUUAGUGACAAUGAUAGGGAUCCCAUGGAAUGUAAUGAUGAUGAUUAGGCUAACUCAGAUUUGUAGCUGUCUUUUUUGUGAUGUUGAUGGAGUUGUAAAAGAGGAGCACAAACAGUGCCUUUUCACUGUCAUUCUAUGAAACUCAGUUCAUACAUUCAGCUUUAAUAUAUUCAGAUGUAUACAUUCA